AUGGCGUUGAGCAUCCUGGUGUGCAGAAAGACCUGGGGCUUGGGCAACCACUCGGCCCGGCCGCCAGCAGCGCGCAUCGCAGCUCUUCUGCCAGUCCCCAUCGAAAGGAGCUCCGACCUCUGCUAUGGUGCAGCUUCCUCUGUGCUCGAUCCGGACAGCCUGGGCGGGGUCACCCGGUCGGGGGCAAGGAGCCGUCACUCGCCCGCCGGGGCCCAGGGAGGGGGCUGGGGCCGGAGGCGGAGUCGCCCCCCAAUCUGCUUCUUGCGCAUCCGUGACGACGGCUCAGUGGACUGCGCGCGGGGCCAGAGUGUGCACAGUUUGCUGGAGAUCAAGGCAGUCGCUUUGCAGACCGUGGCCAUCAAAGGCGUGUACAGUGUCCGCUACCUCUGCAUGGACGCCGACGGCAGGAUGCAGGGGCUGCCCCAGUACUCCGAGGAAGACUGCACUUUCGAGGAAGAAAUCCGCUCUGAUGGCCACAACGUGUACAGGUCCAAGAAGCACGGCCUCCCUGUCUCCCUGAGCAGUGCCAAGCAGAGACAGCUGUAUAAGGGCAGGGGCUUCCUGCCCUUGUCCCACUUCCUGCUCAUGAUGCCCAAGACCUCAGCAGGGCCUGGAAACCCCAGGGACCAAAGGGACCCCAGGGACCAAAGGGACCCUGACACAUUCUCGUUGCCCCUGGAAACUGAUAGCAUGGACCCAUUUGGGAUGGCCACCAGGCAUGGGCUGGUGAAGAGUCCCAGCUUUCAAAAAUAACAAGGCUCUGGCGUCCCCCAUGUCCCUGAGGACCAGGACACCAAAUCUGAGUGGGCUCUGCCGUGCAUCUACAAGAACAGUCUUGAUUCCAUGUCCUGUUUAGCUUUAGGAAGAAACAUGUAGAAGUUGUACAUAUCCAGAGUUGUGCAUUGGCUGUGCCCGUGUCUAGCAGAUAGACUUGUAAGAUUGUAAAUUGUAAGCCCUCUGCCUGCCUAGCUGCUACCUGAACCCCCCACCCUGUCCCCUGUAGUUGCUGGACAGUUGCUGUGCUUCCCUGGUCCUACUGAAAUAUCUCCACCGAUGGGGAGUUCUCUCCCUUUGGAAACAUUCUUAGGCCAAGGUGAGACUCUCUCAUUCUUUCUCAGCCUUGGCAGCAGGGUAACCAGGAGACAUGCAGUCACUUUAAACUCGUGUACAGGUGACCCGCUCCAUGGGGUAGUGGGUAAAUCCAAGCUGAAUGCAUGUCUGAAUUGAUCCGGGUCCCAACUCCAUGGACUGUUUGCUUCCCAUACAUCGCUCCAGGCCAGAACAGACUGGGGACAGUCAUGGCUUACCAGGCUUCAGGAGUUGGGGAGGCCCAGACCCCCUUCUCAGCCCUGAGAGAUCUUGAGAACUACUCUUGAGGCUGAACUGCUUGUGGUGGUCUGCUCCAAGGCAGAUAAGACAGUUCACCCA
Molecule: messenger RNA, 1428 nt
Organism: Tupaia belangeri chinensis (Chinese tree shrew)
Lineage: Eukaryota; Metazoa; Chordata; Mammalia; Scandentia; Tupaiidae
Gene: FGF19
Product: fibroblast growth factor 19
Exons: 6
Coding region: 1-753 (250 amino acids)
Molecular function (GO): growth factor activity
Source: RefSeq, a predicted model, not a curated record